CUCUAAUAUCUUUCUCUAAAUUUUCCUCACAAUAUUAAUCUCUUCAAUGGCCCAGUUGUGCUUUUUAAUUCAAAUUUUUAUACUACCAACUAUCAAAUCCACCUCACAAACACAUAAUCCUAAAUCAUAUAAUAUAAACACAAUAAAGAUAGAACCUUUAAUUGGCCAGCAUUUCAAUGCCCUUCUGCAACUUCCAAAAGGACACAACAACAUAGAAAAAAAGUAAAUACAAAGAAAAAGAGUUUUGAUUUUUUUGUUCCUUUUCUAUCUCUCCUCUCCCUUUUCCAUCUUGAUCACUACUCCUAGUUUUCUGAUGUUUGUCUGCUCUGUCUCAUAGACUCUCUCUUACAAAAAAAAAGAAAAAGAAAAGAGAAAAUCGAAUUUUAAUUCCAAUUACAAGAAUUUCAAUCCAAUUGUAAUGGGCACCCAAAAUCAAACAACAAUUAUGUGGUGGCUUCUUUGUGGUUUCUCAAGUCUUUGGUCAGAGUUUCAUACAAGGAAUAAGACUCCCACCAUUAAACCUAAUCCCUUUUGCCCCUUCUCUUCCUUCUUUCUUCUCCCUUCAAGGCUUCUUUCUCGCUCUUCCUCUCUCUUUCUCUCUCCCUCGCUCCUGUGUUCUUUUUGUAUCCGCGAUUCUUAGGUUUCGACUGAGCGGAUCCGAUGAAGGAGAUCACGACUGAUUUCGUCUCUUCUUCUUCGCGUGGCGAUCCCAGGAUCAUGCUCAAGCAUCAAAUCCUUAUGCAGGACUAUCAGGAGUUGCGGAAGGAAACAGAGUUUAAGAUGAGGAAAUUAGAUAUGAUGAAACAAAGACGAUUGACCCUCGAGGCAGAAGUUAGGUUCUUGAGGCGUAGACACAAACACUUGAAGCAAGACCAAACUCUUGAAACCAAUCCGAGGAUGUCGAGAUUGUCAGAAUCUGGGGAUUUAGAGGUGCCAAGUAAACCAGGUCUCAAAAGAAAGAAGCACUCUGCUCCGAGAGCCUCUGUGACGUGUUCUGAUUUGAAACAGAGGAAUACAAUCUGCAAUGAGAAGGACGCACUGGCUAAUAAUAAUGCAAGUUGUGACUUGGAAAACAAUCCGAAAAGGAGCAGAGGAAUCGAGGUUAUGACAAACUCCGUUCCACUUCCUGAUCUUAACGGAGAUGGGAACACUUUUGUCACCACCAACAAAGUCCCAGGCUUUGACCUAAACCAGAUCUCGAGAGAAGAAGAGGAGCCGGAAGUGAAUGGUGAACAAAUGUUCGCGGAAGCGACAAAGAAGGCAAUGCUUGGUAAUGGAAUCGAUGAUCUGCAUUGCGAGAUGAAGCUGCCGAUUUUCAGAGACGUGGAGAAAGAGUUACAUAGAGCAGUGAAGAGGAAGGUUUCAUGGCAAGAUCCAGUGGCUUUAAGUGUUUGAUGUUUUAAGUAAGAAUGUGAAGUAGGAUCGAGAUAACGAUUUAGCCCCAAUUUGCACAUAUGCUUUUAAGGGUUUUUAUAUAUACAAGUAUAGAUACAAGCCUUGAUUAGUUAGAAAGCCAACACUUUCAUAUGACAACAACUCUUGUCCUAGUUUCAGCAUUAUCCUUUAAAUCCAAUAUGGUGAUUACAGAAUCUCAUGUGUUUAUGUUUUAUGGUUUUCCUUAUCGGAUUUUGCCAUUUUGGGCAAUAAUUAGAAGAACCUAGUUAAAUAAACAAUAAAAUUGUGAAAAUUUUAAUCUACAUAUCAUUCUACUAUUAUGAUUCAGUGGGUAAAUGAAAUGAGAUUGCAUAUUUUAAUCGACCUAUCACUGUAUGAAGUCUCUUGAUUGGCACACCAGACGACGCAGCUCUCUAUGUGAUGGAAGUCAACGGCGACGAAACAAGGGUGGAGAUGGGAUCGGGACUCGUCCCUGAGUGGAAUGAGCUGACUCGGGAAUGUCUGAACGACAUCUUCUCACGGCUGACCAUGGAACAACGAUGGACCGGACCGAUGCUAGUCUGUAAGACCUUGAUGAACGUAUGCCAAGACCCGUCUCUCAACACAAUCGUCGAUCUAGAAACUCCGUUUCUGUCGAUCCCCGAAUCGAUCGACUUGUGGACUUGCGAAUUUGAGGCUAAAGUCGACUCAAUCCUCCGCUGUGUUGUGGAUCGGAGCGAGGGUGGUGUCACGGAGAUUCGAGUCAGACACUGUACCAAUCAAUCUCUCUCAUACGUCGCCGAGAGAUGCCCUAAUCUUGAGGUGCUUUGGGUUAAGUACUGCCCUAACGUAACAGAUACAUCGAUGAUGAAGAUAGCCUCAAAUUGUCCAAUGCUUAGAGAGCUUGACAUAAGCUACUCUUAUGGUAUAUCUCACAAGUCUCUGAAAAUGUUUGGUAUGAAGUGCAAGAAUCUUCAGGUCAUGAAGAAGAACCUGGUGGAUCCGUCCGAGUUCACGAGGUUCGAGCACACAGGGCUAGUACCAUUGCUGUAUUCGGACAUACCAGCUCCACCAAGCUUAGGGGAUAGAGUUGCUAUAGCAGUAGGGAGACACAUGCCUCAGCUGAAGCACCUCGAGCUUCAAUACUCCACAAUAACUCGCGAGUCUGUUGUCGUAUUGUGUAGAGGAUGUCCGAAUCUGGAGUACGUGGACAUAUUAGGGUGUUGGAACUUAGCAUCCCGUGAUAUUGCCACCCAGUUCUCCAGCUUGAAGAAUGCGACUAUCAAGGACUUGGUUUCUCUUCUAAUUUCCUUUGAACACUAUCUCUCUUCACUUUAUGCUCAUAUAAUUAGAUUGUUCAAAUCUAGAGUAUCUGGACUUGUUCAGAUAUAUGAGUUGAAAGUGAAGGAAAUCACAUUGAAGAAGAAACUCCUUUUUUUGUCUUCCUUUGGUCGCAAGAAGACUAUCCAGUUUUCCACCUUCUCGAUCAAAAUGGGAUCGAGACGCGGCCCUGACUGGUCUGAGUUGAUUCGGGAGUGUCUCAUCGACAUCUUCUCGCGGCUGAGCACGGAACAAAAAUGGCUUGGACCGAUGCUGGUCUGCAAGAACUGGAAGAACGUUUGCCGAGACCCGUCUCUCAACUCGGUCUUCGACGUCGAAGCUUGGUUUCUGUCUGCCACCGACUCGAGCAUCUGCUGGAGUCCUGAAUUCGAGGAAAACAUCGACUCAAGUCUCCGUUCUGUUGUCGAUCUGAGCCAAGGCGGUCUCAAAGAGAUUCGGGUCAGGCAUUGUACUAACCAAUCAAUCUCGUACGUCGCGGAGAGGUGCCCUAAUCUUGAGGUGCUUUGGGUUAAGUAUAGCCCAAACGUUACAAUUGAGUCGAUGAGACAGAUAGCCUUAAACUGCCCUAAGCUUAAGGAACUUGAUGUAAGCUGCUCUUGUGAAAUAUCUUGCGAGUGUAUUGAAAUGCUCGGUAAGAAUUGUAAGAAUCUUGAGAUCCUGAAACGGAAUAUGAUGGAUCCUGCGGAGGUCGUCACGACGAGGUUUCGCUCGAGGUUCGUGCCUAAUACCUAUCUGCAGGCAACUUUCUUCACUUUAGGGAAUUUUGAUGCUCGUGCAAUUGGGAGACACUUGAGUCAGCUGAAGCACCUGGAGCUUCGAUUCUCUACAAUGACGGAUAUAGGUCUUCUCCAUCUCUGUGGUUGUUCGAAGCUGGAGUAUUUGGACUUGUCCGGGUGUCGGAACCUGACUAGCGAUGGUGUUACUAACCAUAUCUCGAGUUUGAAGAACUUGAAGGAGAUCAAGAAACCAGUUUUUACAGUUUUUUUCUUCUGA
Thlaspi arvense is the source of this 3708-nucleotide messenger RNA. Lineage: Eukaryota; Viridiplantae; Streptophyta; Magnoliopsida; Brassicales; Brassicaceae. The record is from the annotation of a GenBank genome assembly.